This is a messenger RNA of Cherax quadricarinatus, 1783 nucleotides long. The record is from RefSeq and is a predicted model, not a curated record. Lineage: Eukaryota; Metazoa; Arthropoda; Malacostraca; Decapoda; Parastacidae.
CGGCCUAUUUGGCAAGUUCGGCUUAUUUAGUACAAGAAAAAAUGUGAUCGGGAGAGGGGGAAAACUGGGAACCUUGUCAGUGAUAUUUAAUGCAUCAAGAAAAAACGAAGUUAUUAUAUUUUUUAUUACAUCUUGCACUUCCCAGAUGCCUCAGCCGAUUGUUGUCCGUAGCAGGAAGCGACCCUCGAUUGACGCUCGUUGUGGCUGACGGCCUUCUUGAAGGUCUGAGAGAGGUCAGCGCCUUGGUCAGCCUCUAUGGCAUGAAGUUCGUGGGUCACGAUGCUGGUGGCACCAACGUGACCUUGCGCAUCACCCGCCAUUAUAAGGUCGCCCUUGACGCCGGCUUCACCACCUUCCCCAGUGCCGACAAGAUCAUCAUCCUGGAGGAGGACCUUUACGUCGCCGUUGAUUUCUACAGUUACUUUACCCAGACGGCUCCGCUCAUGGACCAAGACUCUACCCUCUUCUGUGUCUGCUGGAACGACAUGAGUCGGGUAGACGGUGGCGGAGACCCGAGCGUGGUGAUGCGCUCAGACACUAUGGCAGGUCUUGGCUGGCUCCUCACCAGGAAAAUAUAUGAAGUUAUUAUGCCCAACUGGCCGGCGUAUGACAAGUUCGCGGACUGGGACAUGUGGCUAAGAUUACCAGAGAACAAGAAAGGUCGAGAGUGUAUCGUGCCGGAGGUGUCAAGGACCUUUCACUUCGGCUUGACCGGCGCUCAUCUCACUGCAUAUUUCCAGGCCAACUACUACGAUAACAUAGCCUUCAACACCCGUCCUCAUGUCACGCUCAAGGAUUUACACAGGUUGGGUCCUGACGCCUACGACGCUCUUCUGAAGGAGUUGUUGACGGUAGGAACACAUCUUGACGGCGCCGUCACUAAUCCCUGCAGCAGGAAUCUCCUUCCCCGCAAUUCGAGCACUCACCAUAUACUGUGGAUGAAGAUGAACGAACUUUACGAUGACUACACCUUUAAGGGCGUAAUGGGGUGUCUGCUGCUGUGGGAUCUGGACGUGCGGGCACACCACAAGCUCCUCUGGCGGCUUCGUUGGCAUGGUACCCCCCUCAUCCUCGUAGGCUGGCCAGCCUCACCGUUCUCGUUGCUGAAACCAAAGGAAGUGCGGGUGCUGCUCCGGUACGACCCAAGUCACAGUACCAUACAUCCCCCAGUGUACCAGUACUGGUCCACCAAUAUCAGUGCCACCAAAACCAGUUCAUGAUUCUUCCAGGUAUUACCUCACUUCUCGGUGUGCUCGUGUCUUUUCCCAGGUACCGCCCCCAAUCAUCUCCAUUGUACACUACCUCUCUUCAAUCGCCUUUAUUCAGAACCUGCCUCUAAUUCCUCUCCCUAUUACCUGUUUCCCUAUACCUGCCUCCAAGUACCCAUCCCCCAGUAUCGCCAAUAACAAGCCUCAACGAACACUACAAGAACCUUCCAGCAAUACAAAUAUAUUGUGGAAAAAAAAAGAAAAUUAUUUUCAUUUAAACGCCUUUAUGAGAAAAUUGAUCCUGGAGAUAAGAUUUACCAAUUAUCACAGCAUAUUAGUCGAGUAAAAUUGAUUAAGUUAUAUAAUUACUUUGUAAAUAUUUAGUUUAGGGGAUCCUCCGAGUUUCGUGAAAAAUAAAUGAAAAUGCCCAAGAAUUGUCAAAGCUUAUACACGGUGACAUAUUACCAGCCAUUCUGAAAAAAUACCGACUUUGCCUAUUGUAAAUAAUUUGUAAUUACUUACACAUGUUAAAAUUCAACUAUGCCUUGCUCAAAUACAAGGCAAUGUAUAUAAUU